Coregonus clupeaformis (lake whitefish) is the source of this 1169-nucleotide messenger RNA. RefSeq names its product cyclin-dependent kinase 7. The transcript is spliced from 9 exons. Lineage: Eukaryota; Metazoa; Chordata; Actinopteri; Salmoniformes; Salmonidae. The record is from RefSeq and is a predicted model, not a curated record. Gene Ontology annotation, biological process: positive regulation of transcription by RNA polymerase II; protein phosphorylation. Gene Ontology annotation, cellular component: transcription factor TFIIK complex; nucleus; cytoplasm. Gene Ontology annotation, molecular function: ATP binding; cyclin-dependent protein serine/threonine kinase activity; RNA polymerase II CTD heptapeptide repeat kinase activity. The coding region runs from base 37 to 570 and encodes 177 amino acids.
CAAAGCCGGAAGUUGGAGAAAUUACAGUUUGAAAUCAUGGCGCUUGAUGUAAAGUCCAGAGCAAAAAUAUAUGAAAAACUCGAUUUUCUACGAGAGGGUCAGUUUGCCACUGUGUACAAGGCCAGGGACAAGACCAACGACACGAUAGUUGCCAUCAAGCAGAUCAAAGUUGGACACAGAGCAGAGGCUAAAGAUGGCAUCAACAGGAAAGCCCUACGAGAGAUUAAACUACUGCAGGAGUUAAGUCACCCAAACAUUAUCGGGUUCCUUGAUAUAUUUGGGCACAAAUCCAACAUCAGCUUGGUGUUUGACUUCAUGGAGACAGACCUGCAGGUGAUCAUUAAAGAUACCAGUCUGGUUGUGACUCCAGACAACAUCAAAGCCUUCAUAGUGAUGACUACAGCGCCUGGAGUACAUGCACCACCACUAGGUCCUGCACAGGGUGGUGGUGUUCGGUGCCAGGAUGUAUGGGGUGGGCGUCGACAUGUGGGCCGUGGGCUGCAUCCUUGCAGAGCUCCUCCUACGGUUACCAUUCCUAACAGGAGACUCAGGUCUGGACCAGCUGAGUAAGAUCUUUGAAGCUCCUACAGAUGACACCUGGCCUGUGAGUUUUGAAUUGUUUUCUGGUACUCCUCUGGAACACGUCUUCAGUGCUGCAGGAAACAACCUCUUAGAAUGACUUCAGGGACUAUUCACCUUCAACCCCUCCACACGCCUUACAGCUACACAGGCAUGCUAGUAAGCUAUGGCACUUAGUAUCUUUCACAAGUUACUUAGUUUCUCGCUGGGUUGUAUAACCUGUUUUUAGCGACUGUAAUGUGAUACACAGUUCAGCACACACACAGGGGGUCCCUGGGUCCUGUGUGGGAGGGUGACCUGGCAUACAUAUAUAUUAUUCCAGCUGCUGUGUGGCUUUGUCAGCCUGUCCCUCCUGCUGUUCAGUUCAGUUCUGUUUCAGAACUACCUCAGGCUAUAGGAACCCCUGAUGCCCCUGUCGACCUCCCUUCUCUUUGGCUGCUCUCUGGAAGCGUCCUAAAUGGCACCCUAUUCCCUAUUUAGUGUACUACGUUUGACCAGAGCUUAAAGCAGUGCACUAAAUAGGGAGGCAUUUGGGAUGAAGUUGGUCUCUGUUUAUUCAGUGCUGUUUCUCCCAGCUCUACCCCCCCUCU